Messenger RNA from Artibeus jamaicensis (Jamaican fruit-eating bat), 5625 nucleotides. It is a transcript of the gene LMX1B, whose product is annotated as LIM homeobox transcription factor 1 beta. Gene Ontology annotation, cellular component: nucleus. Gene Ontology annotation, biological process: neuron differentiation; regulation of transcription by RNA polymerase II. Lineage: Eukaryota; Metazoa; Chordata; Mammalia; Chiroptera; Phyllostomidae. The transcript has 8 exons. The coding region runs from base 419 to 1636 and encodes 405 amino acids. Gene Ontology annotation, molecular function: RNA polymerase II transcription regulatory region sequence-specific DNA binding; DNA-binding transcription factor activity, RNA polymerase II-specific. The record is from RefSeq and is a predicted model, not a curated record.
CCCCCCCCGCAGCCCGCGGGGCCGCCCUGCACCCCCGCCCCCUCCCCCGCCCGCCGCCGCCGCAGCCACCGCCGCCGCCGCCGCCGCCGUCUCCUCCCCGCGGCUCCGUCUGCCGCCGCCGCCGCAACCCGGCUCCGGGGCUGACAAGCAGGUGACAGAGGAGCCGGCGCGCGUGGGUGCGAGUGCCCGGGAGAGCGCGGCGCGGGCUGCAGCCGCACCGGCCCGCCAGCACGACGCCGGGACUCGGGUCCAGCCCGCCGACGCUGCACGCUCGCCCGGGGCAACCGGCGGCCCCAGCCGCAGCCCCAAUCCCGCGGGGCCCGCGCCUUCCCGGCGCCGCGGCCGCGGCCGCGAGCGGGCCCGCGGGCGGCCGGGCGAGCACCCUGGCUGGCGGGGCCCGCAGCGCGCCCCGCGUCCCAUGGAUAUAGCAACAGGUCCCGAGUCGCUGGAGAGGUGCUUCCCUCGCGGGCAGACGGACUGCGCCAAGAUGUUGGACGGCAUCAAGAUGGAGGAACACGCCCUGCGCCCCGGACCCGCCACUCUGGGGGUGCUGCUGGGCUCCGACUGCCCGCAUCCCGCCGUCUGCGAGGGCUGCCAGCGGCCCAUCUCCGACCGCUUCCUGAUGCGAGUCAACGAGUCGUCCUGGCACGAGGAGUGUUUGCAGUGCGCGGCGUGUCAGCAAGCCCUCACCACCAGCUGCUACUUCCGGGAUCGGAAACUCUACUGCAAACAAGACUACCAACAGCUCUUCGCGGCCAAGUGCAGCGGCUGCAUGGAGAAGAUCGCCCCCACUGAGUUCGUGAUGCGGGCGCUGGAGUGCGUGUACCACCUGGGCUGCUUCUGCUGCUGCGUCUGCGAGCGGCAGCUGCGCAAGGGUGAUGAGUUUGUGCUCAAGGAGGGCCAGCUGCUGUGCAAGGGUGACUACGAGAAGGAGAAGGACCUGCUCAGCUCUGUGAGCCCCGACGAGUCUGACUCCGGUGAGCCUGUAAAGAGCGAGGACGAGGAUGGGGACAUGAAGCCAGCAAAAGGGCAGGGCAGUCAGAGCAAGGGCAGCGGGGACGACGGGAAGGACCCACGGCGACCUAAGCGACCCCGGACCAUCCUCACCACACAGCAGCGAAGAGCCUUCAAGGCCUCCUUCGAGGUCUCCUCCAAACCCUGCCGGAAGGUCCGAGAGACGCUGGCGGCAGAGACGGGCCUCAGCGUGCGCGUGGUUCAGGUCUGGUUUCAGAACCAAAGAGCAAAGAUGAAGAAGUUGGCGAGGCGGCACCAGCAGCAGCAGGAGCAGCAGAACUCCCAGCGGCUGGGCCAAGAGGUCCUGUCCAGCCGCAUGGAGGGCAUGAUGGCCUCCUACACACCGCUGGCCCCGCCGCAGCAGCAGAUUGUGGCCAUGGAGCAGAGCCCCUACGGCAGCAGCGACCCCUUCCAGCAGGGCCUCACGCCACCCCAAAUGCCAGGUGACCACAUGAACCCCUAUGGGAACGACUCCAUCUUCCACGACAUCGACAGCGAUACCUCCUUAACCAGCCUCAGCGACUGCUUCCUCGGCUCCUCCGAUGUGGGCUCCCUGCAGGCCCGCGUGGGGAACCCCAUUGACCGGCUCUACUCCAUGCAGAGUUCCUACUUCGCCUCCUGAGAGCCAGCGGGCUGCACGGACGCUUGGGCACGGGCCCUGGGUGGGACCACGGGCCACAGCGGCCAGCCUUGCCGCCCCGGCCCCGCCGCCUGCGCAAACUCUACAGACAGCCAUACGGUGCCACCUUGGCCAGCCGGGCCUGGCUGGAGUGCCCGCUGGGCGCAGCCGGACGGGCAGAUGGGCGCAGCCUGGGCAGGCGCUGUGUCCUGCCCACAGAGACCGCGCCGCCCCCAGGGACCCAGGGCUCUCGGACAGCUACUCACCUCCCAGCCCCACCUCGGCCUCCAUUGCCUCCUCUCUCCCCAUCUUUUUUGGGAAGCUUAAAUUCUCUCUAUUUUUUUAAACAUCCUCUCUGUGUCCAGCCAACCUCCAUGGCCCAGGCCUAGGCCAAGGCAGGGCCCCUGUGCAUGCCCCAGGACGACAGUGUGUGGUGCCUGUCACCUGUGAGACGCCGUGCACGUGUACCCAGGGCUGGCACCCGCCGCCCCCUCCUCUACGGGCAGGCCCGCAGCCCAGGAUCACCCCUCCCAGCCAGAGCCUGGAGCAGAGGUGGGGAAGAGCCUGCCAGACACCCUGAGGGGGGUCACUGGGGAGCAUAGACAAGCGCCAGCAGACCCUUGGGAGCAGUGACACACGUGCACAGGUGCACACACUUAAAGGCACACUGAGCACCGAUACACACACAGAGACAUGGAGACGCUGAAAGAGACAGAGAGGCCUCUGGGGGCAGCCCCGCCAGGUUAGAGAGGAGGCCAGGUGCGGGGGAGGAACCCCUCUUUCACAACAGGAGAAGGAGGAGGGAGGGGCGGGGAUGGGGUGCGCUUGGAGCAGGUGGACUGGGAUGUACCGCAGCCUCGGCCCAGAUAGGGGCUGGGCUGCUGGACCAGGCAGGGUGUCCGCCAACUGGCUCCAAGGGCAGAGGCGCGCUCAGACCCAGGCAGGGGUCGGCCAGAUGGCAGAACCUCCAGGUGGAAAGGCACCUCACAAGUCCCACUUGGCCCUUCGUCUUAUGUUUGGCUCCUACCAAGCCUCCUCUGCCUCUCUUUGCAUACCUCCUGAGAUGGGGAGCCCACUACUUCAUCAGGCCCCAAGUCAGCUGCCCUUUUCUGCUGAUGUUACCUCUGCCUUUUUCAGCCCUGAGUCCUUGCUUUUCAAAGGCAGGCUUUUCCAGAUUCUCCAGCUCUUCCUCUAAAACUGUACCUGCGGCUGGGCUCCAGCUUUCCCACUAAAGUGUGGAGCAGAUGUAACCCAGUCUCCCCACUGACAUCAGCCAGCCAAAGUGAGCAGGCCCAUCACCUCCCCAGCUUUAGGGGCUUUGCCUCUGUUCAUGUGGCCCGAGAUCCAGUGUGUGGGUGAGACCACAGAACCUGGGAGCCUCACCCUGCCCUUCUAUAAGCAAAUCUCCCGACCAUCACACACAUGUACCAUCCAAGCCACACCUGUCUUCUGUGUGUGCGUGUUAGGGGACAGCUCUGUGCCUCUUGCCCAUGGCACGCAGACCCCCAGGGCUUUUCCCUGUUUGGCAUGGACACCCCUUGGGUGAAGCAUUCCAGCCGCACUUGCUGCCCUGUCCUGUGUGCUGAUGGAAGCCACGUACACUGCAUCCACCCCCCGCCCCAAGUUCACUCAACUCUAAUCCUGCCCAAAAGGAAGUGUCAGGCUGAUGGUCCCCACUCUUGGUGACCCCUGGAGGUUACUGUGACCUCAGCCAGCUGCUCACAGCCCUGCCUUUAAUUCUAGCUUAGAGCCCAAGGCUGCCACCUGAGGUCUGCUGGUCCAGCCUUUGAGCAAAUGGGACCAUGGCUGACUCUCCGCCUCUGGGCCCCUCUGCCUGGCCCUCACUGGGACCCUCCAAGGGCGCCAGCCUGCUUUGUGGUUUUGCUCUGCUGCCUGCCAGGGAAACCUCUGUCCCUCCAGAGUGACCUGGGCCCGACUCCUGGGCCCAAACCCCACCCUGCUCGUCACCAGGGCAGCUGUCAGAGGGUGGACGCGGUGCAGUUCAGCCCCUACAGCCGGCCGGGCCCUUCUGGGCUCUUCUUGUUCCACACAAAACUUCCACAGGGCUCCCAGCCAAUGCCCUUGGCCUUUCGGGUGCCGUCCCUGGCCCUGGGCAGUGCGCUGGUUUUGGAGAGAGGCUGCCAUGCUCCAUUUGCAUUUUCACAGUCCAGUCGUGGGGUGGGCCCCUGGGUGGGGCCGGGGGGAUGCCUCAUGGCAUCCCCCAGGAGACCUGGCCUUCUCCCCCGGACUCCCGGGUCAGGGGAGCCUCAGGAAUGGGUUAUCUAGUCCAUCACCCACCCUUAUUUUGCAGCCGAAAACCCGGGGCCAGGAGAGGGGUGCAGCCCUCUGACAGCCUGUCAGUGGUGGGCAGAGCUGAGAACAAGGGGGAAUGACCUCCGGGUAAGGGGCAGAACCUGUGUAAGUCACUUGUGCCACUCCGGGGCCUCACAAACCCUGAGUCUAGCCCAGGCUCUGCCCCUGGCCAGGGGCAGGUUCAGGGACACCCACGCUCAUGACCCACAGACUGUCAAAGCCAGAAGGGCAGAGAGCCCUUCAUGACUGAGCUACCCCUUGACUGUGGUUAGGUAACUCCUUCGCUGUCUGCGGGGGCUCACUGCCCCCAGCACCCCCCGCCCUGCCCCUCAAAGGCUCUCCCAGACUCUGCUGCUCACUCUGCCCAGUCAUGUGCUGGGGGGUGAGGACACAGAAGAACAAGAUACAGGGGCUCUCCUAGGAGGAGAGACAUACACACUCUGUCCCAGACCUCGCUGAGGACCCAUUUCUCAGAUGAGGAACCUGAGGCCCAGGGAAGGGGGACGUGUGUUUGGGUUGCCCAGCAGAAGCACGCAGAGCUGGCAGGCUCGCUGGGGGCUGGGCAAGCUGAGAGGAGCAUGAGAGGAAGUACGGCCUUGAUUGGGGGGCGGUGAGUACCAGGACCCCCAUCCCCUUUAGGGAGAGGGACCAUCAUCACUGUGGUGGGUCGGGGGGAGGUCUGAGGAAAGAGGGAAGAGUCUGGUCCCUGGAGAAAGAGGCAGAAAGUGGGCGGCGGUCAAGGAGACUGCUGGGGAAGUUGAGGCUCAGAGAGGAAGGAAUCUGCUUCAGGUAACACAGCGAGGAAGGGCGGAGGAGGGAUGAGGAGGGCUGGUGCCCAGCCAGAGCCUCGUCUGCCUUCUGCAUGGACAGAGGGACACAGUGGUUCCAAGGGUCCAACCGCGGAUCCAGCAGAGCCUGUAAGAGAAGGGGUCUGGGCAUUCUGGGAGACUUCCUGGAGGAGGCGGCAGUGGGGGUCGUCUACCAUGUCCAGAGGAGCAGGGCCCAGCAUGGGGCUGGGGCAGGCUCUUCUCCUUUAGGGGGCUCACCUGCCUCAGCCAGCCCUCUGGAGCUGCUGGCCCUCUCACUUCCCACCCAGGGAGCCUUGGCGCAGGGGGAAGUGGUCGAGCCCUGCCUGGCCUCAGCCUGAGCGCUGGACACCCCCUGGGGUGAGGAUCUCACCUCCGUUUGGGAGAGCCCACAGCUCUGGGGCUCACUCCACCCAGUGGGGAAGGGGUCCACGCUCACACGCACACGUACAGACACACACUCACCCGGACGCACAUGGAGGCUCACAGACCCACACUCCCAGGCACAUGUGGCCGGGGGGCUGGGGGAGCAGGAGGACCCUCCAGCCUUUGGCCCUUGGGAGGUGCCAUUUUCAAUGAGCCUCUUUGCUGGUGCCCCCCACCCCACUGGGGUUCCCCAGGAGCCCACCCAGCUGGGUGUGGGGACCCGGCCACCGGCCAUGCCUCCGUUUUCCUUGUACAGACUCUCACUGCCCACCCACCGUCCCCUGACACAUUUUAUUUAAUAACUUGUCAUUGUUAAAUUAUUUAUUAGCGUUUACCACAUCACCACCCCCACCCUGCCCUCCACUCUCACCUUCAGCUCUUCCCACAAAAGCAGAAAAUGGAAACAACAAAAAAAUGAGACAUCAGUAUAUUUGUAAAUAAACCAAC